CAGCGCACCCUGUCGGCGGACAUUCGAAUUAGUGGCUUUUAAAUUUGCUACCAUUUACGCGUUUACGUGUGUUCGCGCUUAAAAACCGUUGUAUUCAUUAAGGUUUAUAAUUACAAUAAGUUCUUGGUACUAAUUAACAUUUAAAACGCAAUAUUAUCCCUUGUUUUCGCGAUAUUACAGAAAGUUUGCUUCAAGACGAUUAAAGUAGUUUGCUGUCUAGGUUAACUCUCAUUAUAAAGUGAAUUUACCCAAUUUUCGAUAGUUUCGAUGAAUUAUAAGUAUUUGGGCUGUUUAAUGGACUGCCCAGAAACAUUUUAAUUAAUGGAAUAUGCCAAGGAAAGACGGAAAUUUAAUAGAAACCUAUUCAAACCGUAUUUAAUUAAUAAAUACCCCAUUUAUGCAAGGCAAUGCACCGCUUAUAACACUGCAGUGGAUGAAGUACCAAUAAAUAAAAAAGUUCUACGAGUAUUGUUAAAUGAUGCAGAAUUGAAGGUAAAAUUAGCCAAAGAAAACCAACGAACCCUUAAAAAUAAAAAGUUUGGCAAAAUCUCCCACCAUGCGAAUAGUGUAAAAAAAAGAACAUCCAAUCAAUUAAAGAAUUCUGAAAACAUUCGUCACCAAAGCAAACGCGUUUUUAUGAAUAGAAUGGACCUAAAAGAGAAGAUAAACAAUAAAUUCCAAACUUUUGACAGCUCAAGAUUAAAUAAAAACGAACAGGAGGAUGUGUUUGACUAUGAAAACUUUGAAUUGACCCCUGUUCACAUUAUACCAAAAAGAAAAUUACCAGUGUAUUCGAGAACCUCAUAUUACUACUUAAACAUGCCUAAAAUGGUGGAAUGCCAAGAAGGCAUGUUAAAUUACGAUUUCAACAAACUGGUCAAGGAUGUGAAGACGAUGAAGCUGCCAGCACCUGAAUGGAGGAUAAAGAUUAUGGUCAAAAAGAAGGCCAUAACCGGGAUUGUCUUUACAGACAAAAAAGAACUCGAACGAUGUGUAACGUUUAGUUUAAAGAGUGCAAACUACAAAAUAAUGAUUGACAAUAAACCAGUGUUGUUAAUGGGAGCCCCCAUAACUAUAAACAGUGUUGCCGAGUUGGAGGUUCUAUUGGAUAUAGUGGCGAGUAUUCCGUGCGACGAUCAGAUGCUUAUGUAUAAGUAAAAAUUUGUGUUUUUUAUAAUUCUUUUUUUGCUGUGUUAUGUAGACUGUAAUCAUUGUAUUUCUUUUGAUAUAAAAUAAACUUUUUGGGUCGCUGUGGA
This is a messenger RNA of Brassicogethes aeneus, 1256 nucleotides long. Lineage: Eukaryota; Metazoa; Arthropoda; Insecta; Coleoptera; Nitidulidae. The record is from the annotation of a GenBank genome assembly.